Andrographis paniculata is the source of this 1324-nucleotide messenger RNA. RefSeq lists its product as uncharacterized. The transcript has 10 exons. The coding region runs from base 87 to 1187 and encodes 366 amino acids. Lineage: Eukaryota; Viridiplantae; Streptophyta; Magnoliopsida; Lamiales; Acanthaceae. Gene Ontology annotation, molecular function: catalytic activity. The record is from RefSeq and is a predicted model, not a curated record.
AGAAGUUACAGUUGUUUACAAUUAGUUCCAUUUCGGCAUAAAAAGAGCUUCACGGCAGGAGCGGUGUGGCGGUGCAUUGUGCGAAAAUGGUAGCGGCACCGGCAUUGGGAUUUCCGUUGCAUCAUUGCGGUCGGAGGAGAUUGCUGGAUUGCACCGCUUCGGUGAGUAGUGGCGAUGGCGGCAAAGAUAUCGGCGGAGUUUUUCCGUCGUUUCUUCCGAAGGAAGUUCAUAAAAUCAGAGAUCCUUCGGCUAGAAAUUUGGCUCAGAGGAUACAGAGGCUUCCUGUGCAGGUUGGGUUUUCUGAGGGUUGCAUAAUGAGUAGCUGUGUGGCGCCGAGAGUUCACACUGAUUCCGCGAAUCCGGUGGUUCUUCUUCAUUGCUUUGACAGCUCUUGUUUAGAAUGGCGAAGCGCAUACCCACUGCUAGAGGAUGCCGGCUUGGAAGUCUGGGCAAUCGAUGUUCUGGGAUGGGGUUUCUCGGACUUAGAAAAACGGCCUCCAUGUAACGUUGCUUCAAAGAGGUACCACCUCUAUCAGCUCUGGAAAUCUCACAUCAGAAGACCAAUGACAUUAGUCGGGCCAAGCCUUGGUGCGGCAGUUGCAAUAGAUUUUGCCGUCAAUUUUCCUGAAGCCGUGGACAAGCUGGUUUUAGUUAACCCUUGCGUUUACGGAAAAGGCACUGCCAUUCUUACAAACUUGCCGAAAAUAAUGGCGUAUGCAAUGGCCUCGCUGCUUAAAAGCAUUCCCAUUCGUUGGUACGCCAAGCUGCUCGUUUUCAACGGCAUAUCGUUAUCGAGGAUCGUCGAUUACACCAAUGUGGGGCGACUCCACUGCCUUCUACCGUGGUGGGAAGAUGCUACGGUGAACUUCAUGCUCAGCGGCGGAUAUGACGUUACCGAGCAAAUUAAAUUGGUGAAGCAAAAGGCUCUCCUCAUAUGCAGUGAGAGGGACAACAUAGUCAGCUACGAGGUUGCCGAGAGACUACAUCGGGAGCUGCCAAAUGCCCGGAUUCUAAAAGUUCCGGGCUGCGGCCAUAUGCCUCAUGUCGAGAAUCCUCGUGUGAUUGCGAACUUUAUCGCGGAUUUUGUCCGGGGAGCCUAUGGGAUUUCUGGGGCGGUGGAGAAUAAGGAUGGCAAGGAUGACAAGGUUUGUCACUCUUCUAUUGAUAAUGUUCUUGUAGGAGAAUAAAUAUGUGUUGGUUAGAAUGUAAUAUGGGGGCAAUAUAUAUGGUGUUGUGAUAUAUGUUGUUUUUAACCUAUGUUAUAGACUCGUCCCGUCGUUUAAAUAAGUAAUUGAUAGUUUUUUGCCGUAUAGAUUUUUUAAUA